Molecule: messenger RNA, 558 nt
Organism: Tigriopus californicus
Lineage: Eukaryota; Metazoa; Arthropoda; Copepoda; Harpacticoida; Harpacticidae
Product: very-long-chain (3R)-3-hydroxyacyl-CoA dehydratase 3-like
Exons: 2
Coding region: 1-558 (185 amino acids)
Source: RefSeq, a predicted model, not a curated record
AUGUCGCCGAGUCCUUUUGUGUACUGGGCUCAAAAUGAGAGCCACAUCUUCCUCCGGGUGGAUCUCAAACAUGUGCAAAAGCAUCAACUCAAUAUCGCCGAGGAGGAGAUUGAAUUCACCGGCUACGGCAUCGGGGCUCAGGGCUCGUCCGAGGUUGAAUAUCACUUCUUGAUCGAGUUCUUUCUCCCGGUCAAUCGCGAGGAGUCCACCUAUUUGAUCAAAGACCGGAAAUCACCAUCCAUAUCCAGAAGAAGGAACCGGAUUGGUGGCCCGCCUUUUGUACACACAGCAGAAACUCUCUUGGCUCAAGAUGACUUUGAUCGUUGGACAUCGCAUCUUAUUAAGAAUCGAUAUCCUGAGGUCUAUGAGAAGUUGCAGAAGGAAGAGUUGGGAUUCAUCUCGGAGUCCAGACGCAAGAUCUACUUGUUUUGCUACAACUUGUUCAUGCUCUGCGGAUUUGUGUACGUGUUUCUGAUCAUGAACUUGCGAUAUGCCCGUCAUGGCGACGAGUUCAUUCCCGAGACGUACAAAACUCGUCCAUAUUGCAGUGGUUCAUGA